AUGUCUUCUAACAAUCCACCGGAUAAACCUUCUUCCUCCUCUAACUCCGGCCACCACAAGCCACAUCCGCUUCCACCGCAGCCUAGCCGCUACGAAUCGCAAAAACGCCGAGAUUGGAACACGUUCCUACACUACCUCAAAACCCUAAAUCCACCGGUGACAAUAUCUCAAUUCAACCACACACACGUGCUAAGCUUCCUCAACUACUUAGACCAGUUUGGUAAAACCAAAGUCCAUAACCAAACUUGUGUCUUCUUUGGACAACCCGAUCCACCAUCUCCUUGCACGUGUCCACUUAAGCAAGCUUGGGGAAGCUUAGAUGCUUUGAUCGGAAGGUUGAGAGCAGCUUACGAUGAACACGGUGGUGGAUCAUCCGAUAAUAACCCGUUUGGAAACGGGUCGAUCCGGAUCCAUUUGAGGGAAGUGAGAGAGUCUCAAGCUAAGGCUCGUGGAAUACCGUAUGGGAAGAAAAAGAAACGAAAGAAGAACAAAAACGACGUCGUCGCUGUCAAGAAAGAUUUUUCAAACUCUUCGGGGUCAUAA
Molecule: messenger RNA, 543 nt
Organism: Arabis nemorensis
Lineage: Eukaryota; Viridiplantae; Streptophyta; Magnoliopsida; Brassicales; Brassicaceae
Source: the annotation of a GenBank genome assembly